Pseudoliparis swirei is the source of this 1834-nucleotide messenger RNA. RefSeq names its product autophagy related 4B, cysteine peptidase (gene atg4b). The record is from RefSeq and is a predicted model, not a curated record. Gene Ontology annotation, molecular function: protein-phosphatidylethanolamide deconjugating activity. Lineage: Eukaryota; Metazoa; Chordata; Actinopteri; Perciformes; Liparidae. The transcript has 13 exons. The coding region runs from base 47 to 1231 and encodes 394 amino acids.
UCGGAGUCCAGAGAACAACAAACAAGUAAGGGUGAAGACCGUCGGGAUGGAUGCAGCAACCUUGACAUACGACACACUUCGCUUUGGAGAGUUUGAAGAUUUUCCCGAGACCUCCGAGCCUGUGUGGAUCUUGGGGAAAGAAUACAAUGCACUCACAGAGAAAGAUGAGAUUUUAUCAGACGUCACUUCACGACUGUGGUUUACAUACAGAAAAAACUUCCCACCCAUUGGUGGGACAGGACCAACGUCAGACACGGGAUGGGGAUGCAUGUUGCGGUGCGGCCAGAUGAUCCUCGGCGAGGCCUUGGUGUGUAGACAUGUAGGAAGAGACUGGAGAUGGGCCAGAGGCCAGAGACAAAGAGAAGAAUACAUCAGUAUUCUCAACGCCUUCAUCGACAAGAAAGACAGCUAUUAUUCUAUCCAUCAAAUUGCCCAAAUGGGAGUUGGAGAGGGGAAGCCGAUCGGCCAGUGGUACGGACCCAACACAGUGGCCCAGGUUCUUAAGAAGCUGGCGGUGUUUGAUACGUGGAGCAGACUGGUCGUACACGUGGCGAUGGACAACACCGUGGUCAUCGAGGAGAUCAAGCGCCUCUGUAUGCCCUGGCUGGACACCGCGGGGGCCUGUUGUGACCCGGAGGCAUCCGGGGAGCUCAACGGCUGCCCGCAGGGGGCGUGUGCCCUGGUGGAGGAGGAGACGGCUCUCUGGAAACCUCUGGUCCUGCUCAUCCCCCUCAGGCUGGGCCUGAGCGAUAUAAAUGAGGCCUACAUCGAAACCCUCAAGCAAUGCUUCAUGCUGCCGCAGUCCCUGGGUGUCAUUGGGGGGAAACCCAACAGUGCCCAUUACUUCAUUGGUUAUGUCGGAGAAGAACUCAUCUAUUUAGACCCGCACACCACACAGCCUGCGGUGGACCCAUGCGAAGACAGCCAGAUCCCCGACGAGACGUACCACUGUCAGCACCCGCCCUGCCGCAUGCACAUCUGCGAGCUGGACCCGUCCAUCGCAGCGGGUUUCUUCUGCAGAACAGAAGAUGAGUUUGACGACUGGUGUAUGCGCAUAAGAAGGCUGUCCUGCAACAGAGGGGGCCUGCCCAUGUUUGAACUGGUGGACAGUCAGCCCUCUCACAUGGUCAGCAUGGAUGCCCUCAACCUUACUCCUGAUUUCUCAGACUCCGACAGGUUGGAGCGCUUCUUUGACUCAGAAGACGAGGAGUUUGAGAUCCUUUCCCUCUGAGGGACACACGGACAAUAAUUUGCUAUUGUGAACAGUCGGCGUGAGGGAUUCUCUGCAUCAGAAGGGGACGAACAUUUAACUGGAGACCUCUUGAGCCAGUCUAGCUCCAAUGGUGUAGCCAGUCUGUGCGUAUCACACAGCGUUCAACAGCCUCUUGACUGCUCUGUCUCCAAACAUCGAGGCCACCCCCCCACCCUGGCGGAAGCCGUAGCAGGAGCUCAAGAUAAAUUAUGUAUGCAAAUCGCGUGCGUUUCCAUUCGAGUCUUAACACUUUAAAUGUUUAUUCUGAAGUGAUAUGGUGCCUUUCCCUGACUCCAGAAGUUAAAUUGCCAUAACAGUUUUAUGUUGUAUAGAAACCCCAAUGGCCUAAACGCGGUUUGUCACCAACAACUCCAGUCUGGAACAGCCUGCAAUGAAUCCAAAUCAUGGCAAAUCUGCAGACAAGUUGCAUUAAUUGUUCAUGCAAAGUAUCCUUGCCAAGUAAAAAACAAACAAAUCAUAUGCGCUAGUUCAUUUAAAGAUUAUUUAUUUAAUCAACACAGAAUAAGAACAAUACACAUGUAAGAGGAUUUAAAAAAAAUAAAGUCAGCAUCUGGUUUUGGA